This is a messenger RNA of Daldinia decipiens, 1612 nucleotides long. RefSeq names its product glyceraldehyde-3-phosphate dehydrogenase. Gene Ontology annotation, biological process: glucose metabolic process. NCBI's taxonomy places the organism in Eukaryota, Fungi, Ascomycota, Sordariomycetes, Xylariales, Hypoxylaceae. Gene Ontology annotation, molecular function: oxidoreductase activity, acting on the aldehyde or oxo group of donors, NAD or NADP as acceptor; NAD binding; NADP binding. The record is from RefSeq and is a predicted model, not a curated record. The coding region runs from base 429 to 1442 and encodes 337 amino acids. The transcript is spliced from 2 exons.
GACCCUUUCUAUUUAAAUAAUAGGUGAGAGAGCUAGCUUCCCCUCCCCCUCCCCUCCCCUCCCUGCAAACAGCUCGCUUCAUUACCCCGCUAUUGAUUCUCGCAUGGAUGUUGUAACGUCGACGAGGUUUUGUUUCCUGCCCCGCCUACCUGGAUCACUUGGCUUUGUUUGGAGUCUCGGAAGCUUCUUUCUGCAACGCUGGGAUGCGAGAUGAGACCAGCAAAAAAUGGAAUUGCUGUGCUACACAGUAGCAAUUCUAUUUUUAUCCAUUUCGGACGGCCGUGAUCCAUUGAGCUGAACGAAUUCAAAUACCUCGUCCCACGACUUAUCCUACGAACCCAAAUUCUCUCAUCAUCUAUAUCAUACUCUUUAUUUCUCUUGAUAACUCAAACUCUCAUCUAACAUUAUCCUUGCAGACUCAGUUGAAAAUGGUUGUCAAGGUUGGCAUCAACGGAUUUGGCCGUAUCGGCCGUAUCGUCUUCCGAAAUGCUGUCGAGCACGAGGACAUCGAGAUCGUUGCUGUAAACGAUCCCUUCAUCGAGACUCACUACGCUGAAUACAUGCUGAAGUACGACUCGACUCACGGCAUGUUCAAGGGAACCGUCUCCCACGACAGCGAUGGCCUCAUUGUCAACGGCAACAAGGUCAAGUUCUACCAGGAGCGUGACCCCGCCAACAUUCCCUGGAAGGAUACUGGUGCUGAGUACAUCGUCGAGUCGACUGGUGUCUUCACCACCACUGAGAAGGCCAAGGCUCACUUGAAGGGUGGUGCUAAGAAGGUCGUCAUCUCUGCCCCCUCUGCCGAUGCUCCCAUGUACGUCAUUGGUGUCAACGAGAAGACCUACGACGGCAAGGCCGAUGUCAUCUCCAACGCCUCUUGCACUACCAACUGCCUUGCUCCUCUUGCCAAGGUCAUCCACGACAAGUUCACCAUCAUUGAGGGUCUCAUGACCACCGUUCACUCCUAUACUGCCACACAGAAGACCGUUGACGGGCCCUCCAACAAGGACUGGCGAGGUGGCCGUACCGCUGCUCAGAACAUCAUUCCUAGCAGCACCGGUGCCGCCAAGGCCGUCGGCAAGGUCAUUCCUGAUCUUAACGGCAAGCUUACCGGAAUGUCCAUGCGUGUUCCUACUUCCAACGUCUCCGUUGUCGACUUGACCAUCCGUAUCGAGAAGGGUGCCACCUACGACGAGAUCAAGGCCGUUAUCAAGGAGGCUGCUGAGGGUCCUCUCAAGGGCAUUCUCGCUUACACCGAGGACGAUGUCGUCUCUACUGACUUGAACGGCAACACCAACUCUUCCAUCUUCGAUGCCAAGGCUGGUAUCGCUCUGAACAAGAACUUCAUCAAGCUCGUCAGCUGGUAUGACAACGAGUGGGGUUACAGCCGACGUGUCCUCGAUCUCCUGUCUUACGUCGCCAAGGUUGACGCUGGCAAAUAAUUUCCUACCAUCUAAUGAAAGAAAGCUCUGACGGCGUAAUCAAAACGUGCGGGUGGGUUUUCGUCCAAGUAAUGACUGCCAGGGAAUAUGGCUGGGCUCGGUUGAGCAGUACGACAUUAUUAUGAUUCAUCAUAGAUAAAUGAAAUAAACAAAAAAAAAAUCCAUCUUCA